This is a messenger RNA of Drepanopeziza brunnea f. sp. 'multigermtubi' MB_m1, 966 nucleotides long. RefSeq lists its product as uncharacterized. The record is from RefSeq and is a predicted model, not a curated record. Lineage: Eukaryota; Fungi; Ascomycota; Leotiomycetes; Helotiales; Drepanopezizaceae. Gene Ontology annotation, molecular function: oxidoreductase activity.
AUGUCGACGAUGAAGGCAGUCGUGAUCCAUGAGGCAGGUGGCCCUGAAGUCCUCAAGAUCGAGCAGAUCUCCAUCCCAGUACCAAAGGCUGGCCAAGUGCGCAUCCAGGUGAAAGCAUUCGGCAUCAAUCGCUCUGAAUUUUUUACCCGCCAGGGGCAUUCUCCAAGUGUGACAUUCCCGCGAGUUCUGGGAAUCGAGGCCACCGGAAUUGUGGAUUCGUGUCCCGGGAACGAGUUCGAGAAAGGAGAGGUCGUAGCGACUGCCAUGGGAGGGAUGGGAAGAGCUUUUGACGGCGGGUAUGCAGAGUACACUUGCGUGUCAGCCGGAAAUGUCCAAGCUAUCAAGACGGAGCUACCGUGGGAGACGCUUGGGGCCAUGCCGGAAAUGCUCCAGACCGCCUGGGGCUCGCUAUUCAAGGGUUUGAGGCUGAGAAAAGGAGAGAGGCUUCUGGUCCGGGGGGGGACGUCGAGUGUUGGUCUCGCAGCGACGUCAAUUGCAAAGAACCACGGUGCUUAUGUCGCUUCCACCACUCGGAAAGCAGGUAGCGAGGCUAUGCUCAAAUCCGGGGGAGCAGAUGAAGUGGUAAUUGACGACGGGCUCAUUGCGGACAAGAUCCAGGAGAAGUUCGACAAAAUAUUGGAUCUGAUCGGUACAACCAGUAUCAAAGACAGCCUGCAUUGCGUAAAAGAUGGAGGUACGGUAUGCAUGUCAGGUAUUCUAGGAGGAGAGUGGAAUAUUGAGAGUUUCACUCCUAUGGAGUAUAUUCCCACUGGUGUGAACUUGACGGCAUAUACUGGGGGCCCGAAUGAGUUCAUGGAGACGCCCUUAGAGGACCUUGCAAAGCAGGUAAAGGCUGGAACUCUCAAGUUACAGGUUGGGAGGGUGUUCAGGAUCGAUGAGAUUGUGGAGGCGCAUGGAUUGAUGGAUGCAAAUGGUGCAGGUGGGAAGAUUGUUGUGUUGACUUAA